This is a messenger RNA of Nycticebus coucang (slow loris), 1905 nucleotides long. RefSeq names its product WD repeat domain 18 (gene WDR18). Gene Ontology annotation, molecular function: protein binding. Gene Ontology annotation, cellular component: nuclear pre-replicative complex. Bases 304 to 1602 code for a protein of 432 amino acids. The transcript is spliced from 10 exons. The record is from RefSeq and is a predicted model, not a curated record. Gene Ontology annotation, biological process: rRNA processing; DNA-templated DNA replication. Lineage: Eukaryota; Metazoa; Chordata; Mammalia; Primates; Lorisidae.
AAAAAAGCCCAGCAGGUAAUGGCCAAGUCAGAACCCCCAGGCUCUUGAGCUAGUAACUGCUCGCAGAAGGUCCUCGGUCUUGGAAGAAGUUGCCUCCCAAGGUCUCUCUAACUAGCCUGCGCAACUCCCGGUCUCCGAUAAGCAAAAAAACCCAUUUCACAGAGCAGCCUCCUUCCCCAAUCCGGUGCGUACGCGCGAGUCAGCCAACCGCCGCGACAGCGCAGGCGCCGCUCUAGCCCGCGCGGCGCAGUCGUCCCACAUCUCGCUGGUAAUGACGCACAUCCGGGCGGUGGGGGAGUCAAGAUGGCGGCGCCCAUGGAGGUGGCCGUGUGUACGGAUUCGGCGGCCCCACUGUGGAGCUGCGUUGUGUGGGAACUGCACUCGGGCGCCAACCUGCUCACGUACCGCGGCGGCCAGGCGGGACCUCGCGGCCUGGCGCUGCUCAAUGGCGAAUACCUGCUGGCGGCGCAACUGGGCAAGAACUACAUCAGCGUCUGGGAACUACAACGGAAGGACCAGCUUCAGCAAAAGAUCAUGUGCCCUGGGCCUGUCACCUGUCUGACCACGUCACCCAACGGCCUUUACGUCCUUGCAGGAAUUUCAGAAAACAUAUACCUGUGGGAGGUCUCCACGGGUAAUCUUCUGGUCAUCCUUAGCCGGCACUACCAGGACGUCUCCUGCCUGCAGUUCACAGGGGACAGCAGCCACUUCCUCUCAGGGGGCAAGGACUGCCUGGUGCUGGUGUGGAGCCUCUGCAGUGUGCUACAGGCUGACCCCUCCAGGAUCCCGGCCCCCCGGCAUGUCUGGUCUCAUCACACACUCCCCAUCACAGACCUGCACUGUGGCUUUGGGGGGCCCCUAGCCCGGGUAGCCACCGCCUCACUGGACCAGACUGUGAAGCUGUGGGCGAUCUCUUCAGGUGAGCUGCUGCUCUCAGUGCUCUUUGACGUGAGCAUCAUGGCAGUGACCACAGACCUGGCCGAGCACCACAUGUUCUGUGGCGGCAGCAAUGGCUCCAUCUUCCAGGUGGACCUCUGCGCCUGGCCUGGGCAGAGGGAGCAGAGCUUCCAGCCGGAGCAGGAUACCGGGAAAGUCUUCAUAGGGCACAGGAACCAGGUGACCUGCCUGUCAGUGUCCACUGAUGGCAGUGUGCUGCUCUCAGGCUCCCAUGAUGAGACCGUACGCCUCUGGGAUGUUCAAAGCAAGCAGUGCAUCCGGACCAUGGCACUCAAAGGCCCUGUGACCAAUGCUGCCAUCCUGCUGGCACCCCUGAGCAUGCUGAGCUCGGACUUCAGGCCUAGCCUGCCACUGCCUCACUUCAACAAGCACCUACUGGGCGCUGAGCAUGGGGAUGAGCCACGCUGUGGGGGCCUCACAUUGCGCCUGGGUCUGCACCAGCAGGGCUCAGAGCCUAGCUAUCUGGAACGGAUGGAGCAGCUACAGGCAGUCAUGUGCACCACGAUGGAGAAGAAUGUCCUGGGCGGUCAGGACCAGCUACGGGUUCGUGUGACUGAGCUGGAGGACGAGGUGCGCAACCUGCGCAAGAUCAACCGGGACCUCUUCGACUUCUCCACACGCAUCAUCACCCGGCCAGCCAAGUGAACCAGGGCUGCCUCAGGUGCAGACCCCUGUCCCAGUUGGAGACCCUCGGCCACCGUGCACCCCCAGGCCAAGUGGAGUUCAGGCUGCUGCAGUAGCUAAACCCAGCGAGCCUCCUGGGAUCCAGGGCCAGCAGAGAUGGCUACCAGCACACUCCAGGGCCAGGCUCGCUGUGCCAGUUUUGUAUUAUGUUUGGGGUUUUUACUCCUGUGAUGGGGUGGAUUUGUCUCAGUGCACUGAUGUCUUAUGUCACCUUAGGUUGUGUUGGUGCCGGUCUGUUUCUAACAAAAGAUGAUACGAAAGUUC